Lolium rigidum is the source of this 1521-nucleotide messenger RNA. Its product is annotated as putative F-box protein At5g52610. The transcript has 3 exons. NCBI's taxonomy places the organism in Eukaryota, Viridiplantae, Streptophyta, Magnoliopsida, Poales, Poaceae. The coding region runs from base 211 to 1410 and encodes 399 amino acids. The record is from RefSeq and is a predicted model, not a curated record. Gene Ontology annotation, molecular function: protein binding.
GUGCAUCGGCGGCGGUUUGACCUACCUCCCCGGCCGGUGGCUAUUCUGCUAGGUUCAUACUACUGCAUGGGAGGUUGAUGCGAAUUGAGGUGCUUCCACAUUGGAAGGGUUCCGACAAGAACAAGCUAGGUUCAUACUACUACAUGGGAAGUUGAUGUGAUUUGUGACGUGUCCACAUCAGAAGGGUUCCAUUCCAACAAGAACAAGAUAAUGGCAACCGUCACCGCGUUCUUACCGCAGGACGUCCUAGUCAGCAUCCUGCUCCGCCUCCCUGGGAGCGACCUCCGGCGCCUCCGCCGCGUCUGCAAACAGUGGAGGGACAUCAUCUCCGACACCAAAUUCAUCCACGCUCACAUGGUCCAGAAGCCACGGCUGCCCCCGACCCACACCAUUGUCUUCUUUCCGGGAUGCGCCUAUGGCAGCUGCAAAGAUCUACCAAACGGCAGGGGCUUCCUCUUCGACGAGCACGGGCAGCUCACGGCCGAGCUCGCAGUUGGCAGGUGGGAUAAGCUGAUAGGCACUUGCAACGGCCUGCUCUGCUUCCUGGAAUCUGGUCAGGGCUCCAUCAAAAUUGUAGAGCCAUUUACUAGCGAGUCGCUCGUGGUGCCACAACCACCAGAGGUGUCGGGGCCAAGGUGGACAGUCAACCCUGCAGCUUACUGCUUUGGUUUCGAUGCUAUGUCCUGGCGAUACAAGAUCGUACACCAUGGCUACCUCGAAGACAGCAGCCCGCGAGAGGGAGAGUCCGUUGAUGACGAAGAACUGCACGUGUACACGGUGGGGACAUGCAAGGGCUGGACGAGGGUGCACGUGGCCCACAAGGUAUACGGAGAGGCAUACGGUGACCCUUCGUGCGUGGAUGGGGCUGUGUACUGGCCCACGAGAAGUGGUCAUGGGAAGCGUGGCACAUACGAGAAGCUUGUGCGCUUUGAUCUGGCGACGGAGAAGGUCACACUGGAGGCGGCCGUGCGCUUGCGGCUGGAUGUCCCAAGGUCAGAGAUGGCAGACUACUGCAGGCUGGUGGACUCAACGCCUUGCGUGGUGACCUACGGCCGACACUGCGAGUGGGACGUGUGGUUUCCUGAAGCUGAAGAGGGAGGUGUCGGCUGCUUCCCAGGGGCAUGGGUAUUGUUGAGCGACUGGACUGAUGGGGGACUGUACCUUCGCAGCAUGAAAAGGAGCCUGGAAUUUGGCCCGAGGAAAGUGCUGUUUGAGGCGAGCAAGGGUAAGCCGCCUGCCUACAGCUACAAUGGUCGAGUGUCGUUCGUCCCGGCUCACCGUCGCCAGCAGCUCCCAAUAGCAGGAGGUCCGCAGAGGCCGAGCGAACAAUAUUCUGGAAACACGUUUGGGUACACCCCCACAGUGUCUGCUGCUCCAUUAGCACUCUACUUGGGCACGGCUAGUCCUUAGCCAUUGCUCCGACCAUUGUCCCAUGUUCCACUGCAAUGAACUACGGCAACAUUAUAUCAUGUCUAGGAACGUUCUGUGAUAACUACUAGGUUGAACUGCUAAAACAUGCUA